Messenger RNA from Malassezia japonica, 6492 nucleotides. RefSeq names its product acetyl-coenzyme-A carboxylase. The transcript is spliced from 2 exons. Gene Ontology annotation, molecular function: metal ion binding; acetyl-CoA carboxylase activity; ATP binding. Bases 1 to 6492 code for a protein of 2163 amino acids. Gene Ontology annotation, biological process: fatty acid biosynthetic process. The record is from RefSeq and is a predicted model, not a curated record. Gene Ontology annotation, cellular component: mitochondrion. Lineage: Eukaryota; Fungi; Basidiomycota; Malasseziomycetes; Malasseziales; Malasseziaceae.
AUGACUGACGCAGGCGGAAACUCGUUUCUAGAUGCGCCUCCGGGCCCUGUGACUGACUUUGUUCGCAAGUCGGGUGGCCACAGUGUCAUUACGAAAAUUCUCAUUUGCAACAAUGGUAUCGCGGCCGUGAAAGAAAUCCGGUCGAUCCGCAAAUGGGCCUAUGAGACGUUUGGCGAUGACCGCGCGAUCCAAUUUACGGUAAUGGCCACGCCAGAAGAUCUGCGCGUGAACGCUGAAUACAUCCGCAUGGCAGACAAAUACAUCGAGGUACCGGGUGGCCCGAACGGAAACAACUAUGCGAACGUCGACCUGAUCGUCGACGUUGCGGAGCGUGCCGGAGUGCACGCUGUGUGGGCCGGCUGGGGUCAUGCCUCAGAGAACCCUCGCCUGCCCGAGGCGCUCGCGCGCCUCUCGCCCCGCAUUCUGUUUAUUGGCCCCCCUGGCUCGGCGAUGCGCUCGCUUGGCGACAAAAUUUCCUCGACAAUCGUCGCACAGCACGCCGAUGUGCCCUGUCUGCAGUGGUCGGGUACCGGCGUCACCGAGACGAUGAUUGGCGAGGAGGGCUAUCUCACCGUGUCCGACGAUGUAUACCAGCGCGCCUGCGUACACUCUGCCGAAGAGGGCCUGGACUGUGCUCUGAAAAUCGGAUUCCCUGUAAUGAUCAAAGCCAGUGAAGGCGGCGGUGGCAAGGGUAUCCGCAAGUGCACGGCCCCCGAACAGUUCUCGCAGCUAUACCACGCCGCAGUCGGUGAAGUGCCUGGCUCGCCGAUCUUUAUCAUGAAGCUCGCUGGCAAGGCACGUCACCUUGAGGUACAGCUCAUUGCGGACCAGUACGGCAACGCAAUUAGUCUGUUUGGCCGCGACUGCUCCGUGCAGCGCCGCCACCAAAAGAUUAUUGAAGAGGCGCCUGUCACGGUCGCCCCGCCGCAAGCCCGUCGCGAGAUGGAGCAGGCUGCAGUGCGUCUCGCAAAGCUGGUUGGCUACGUUUCGGCGGGCACCGUCGAGUGGCUCUAUGCGCCGGAGACGAACGAAUUUGCUUUCCUCGAGCUGAACCCGCGUCUGCAGGUCGAGCAUCCCACCACCGAGAUGGUGUCGAACGUGAACAUCCCUGCGACGCAGCUGCAGAUUGCCAUGGGUGUUCCUUUGAACCGCAUUGCCGAGAUCCGCACCUUGUACGGCCUUCCUGCCGAAGGUGCGGACACAAUCGAUUUUGACGGCACGCAGCCCGCCAAGCAUAACCCCGAGCAGAAGGAGCCUGCGCCGCACGGCCACGUUAUUGCGUGCCGUAUUACGGCAGAGAACCCCGACACGGGCUUCAAGCCGGGUGUCGGCUCGCUCUCGGAGCUCAACUUCCGCUCGAGCACCUCGACGUGGGGCUACUUUAGUGUGAGCACCAGCGGUGCGCUGCACGAGUACGCAGACUCGCAGUUCGGCCACGUCUUUGCGUACGGCAAGGACCGCGAGGAGGCGCGCAAGCACAUGGUAUUCUGCCUGAAAGAGAUCUCGAUCCGCGGCGAGUUCCGUACGACGAUCGAGUACCUGAUCAUGCUCCUCGAGAUGGAGGCCUUUGCCGAGAACCGCAUCACCACGGCUUGGCUCGACGAGCUGAUCCAGGAGCGGAUCACCGCAGAACGCCCGACGCGCGACCUCGCCGUGAUCUGCGGCGCUGCCGUCAAGGCGCACGUCCAAGCGCUUGAGUGCGAGGAAGAGUACAAGCGCAUUCUGCAUCGCGGCCAAGUUCCCCCGCGCAACACGAUCCGCAUCUCGUUCCCGGUGGAGUUCAUUUACGAGAACUACAAGUACCGCUUUACUGCGACGCGCACCUCGCCGGACGGCUGGGCGCUGCGCCUGAACGGCAGUGUGACGCGCGUCACACUACGCCCGCUCACCGAUGGCGGCCUGCUGAUUGGUCUUGCCGGCCAAUCUUAUCCCACGUACUGGCUGGAUGAGGUUGGCCAGACGCGCCUCACGAUCGAUGGGCGCACCUGCCUGAUCGAGGAGGAGAACGAUCCGACGCAGAUCUGCAGUCCUUCGCCGGGUAAGCUCGUGCGCCUGCUUGUCGACAGCGGCGAGCACGUCACGGCCGGCCAGACGAUUGCCGAGAUCGAGGUGAUGAAGAUGUACCUGCCGCUGGUAGCCCAGGAGAACGGUACGGUGACCUUUGUCAAGACGCCGGGUGUGUCGCUGAACCCCGGUGACCUGCUCGGUAUCCUUACUGUGGACGACCCCAGUAAAAUUCUGCAUGCCUCGCUGUGUGUCACGCCGCUGCCCGACUAUGGCCUACCGGGCAUCGUCGGCUCGAAGCCGCACCAGCGCUUCGAGGUCGCGCUCCAAGUCUUGCAUUCUGUCUUGGACGGUUACGACGAGGAGGACCGUGUGCAAUUUAGCCUUCACGAGCUCAUCGAGACGAUGCAGCAACCCGAGCUGCCCUACCUGCAGGUCCUGCAGGUCCUCUCGAGCCUCAACGGCCGCCUGCCCGACAACCUCGAGGAGGCGCUGCGCACGACGCUCGACGAGACUGACGUUGGCCGCGCCGUCUUCCCUGCGGUGCGCCUGCGUGCGCUGCUGGACGCGGCGGUCGCCAACAUAAAGGACGCCACCGCGCGCAUGACGCUCGAGACCUCCGUUGCGCCGCUCUACUCGCUCCUGGACGCUUAUGGCAAGGGCUCGCUACGCCACUUCCAGAUGACGACACUCGCGCGCCUGCUCGAGCGCUACUGGGACGUGGAGAGCCAGUUCCUGGGCGGCCCCGAGGCCGUGCUGCGCUUGCGUGCUGCGGCCGAGGGCGAUCUGAACCAGGUGGCCGCGCUGCAGAUUGCGCACCUGGGCCUGCCACGCCGCAACAGCCUGCUGCUUGCGCUGCUCGACAAGCACAUCAAGCACAGCGACAUGGUGAGUAAGACGGAGCAGUCGCAGCGCAUGGUAAGCGUCCUGCGCCAGCUUUCGUCGCUGAGCGGCCCCAAGACCGCCCCGGUGGCGCUCAAGUCGCGCGAGAUUCUGCUUGGCGCCGAGAUGCCGUCGCUGAGCGAGCGCCAGGAGCAGAUUGAGACGAUUCUGCGCUCGUCGGUGACCAGCGGCUCGUACGGCUCGAGCGAGUCGCGCGCGCCGUCGCUGAGCGUGCUGCGCGAGCUGAGCGACACGCCGUUCAACGUGUUUGACGUGUUGAACACCUUCUUUGCGUCGCCGCAGCGCUCGGUCGCGUAUGCGGCACUAGUGACGUAUGUCAUGCGUGCGUACCGCGCCUAUGACAUUGUCUCGUUCAACUUUGCCUCGGAGAACGUUGGCGGCGAGGAGCGUGCGCUGAUUACGUGGCACUUCCAGAUGUCGCAAGACGUGCUGCAGAACCGCGCCAAGGAAAAGGAGCGUCAGGCGUCGUCGACGGAUCUUGCGGAGCACAUGAACCGCCGCACGCGCCCCAAGCUGCGUCUUGGUGCCAUGACGAGCUGUGCGAACAUCAAGGACCUCUCCGAGGCGCUGCACGGUGCGAUGAAGUACUUUGGCAACAAGACCACCGAGCCGGUCAAUGUGCUCAACAUUGCGCUCACGAACGAGGAGCAGGUCACCGACCCCAAGCUCAUUGGGACGAUCACCUCGGUGAUUGCGCGCCAUUGCGACGAGCUCAACGCCGCCGGCCUGCGCCGCGUCACGGUGCUCCUGUGCCAAGCGGGCGUUUACCCUCUCUAUGUGACGCUUCGCCGGAUGGACACCGGCGAGUGGCGUGAGCAGCGCGCGAUCCAAAACGUGGAGCCUGCGCUGUCAUACCAGCUCGAGCUCGACCGCCUCACGCGCAACUUUGACGUGACGCCGGUGCCGAUGAGCUCCUCGACGGUGCACCUGUAUUAUGCGCGCGGCCUCACGAACCGCUCGGACGUGCGCCUCUUUGUGCGUGCGCUGAUCCGCCCCGGCCGUCCUCAUGCGGACGUGCCGCUGUACCUGCUCACGGAGAGCGACCGUGUGCUGAACGACAUCCUCAACAUGCUCGAGGUGUCGCUCGGCCGCGUCGAGUUCAGCAACGCGGACGCGUCGCACAUCUUCAUGUCCUUCCUGUACCCCAUGGAGAUUGAGCUGGACGACGUGUUGCGCACGCUCGGCGAGUUUGUCGAGCGCCACGGACCCCGCUUCACGCGUCUGCAUGUCGCCGAGGCAGAGAUCCGCAUCGUGCUCCAGACGGCCGAUGGCGCGCGCCCGGUGCGUGUGUUUGUGUCGACAGAGACGAGCUUCACGCUGCGCUACGAGGUGUACGACGAGGUGAUCGACUCGAACGGCGCUGCGGUGCUCAAGAGCCUUGCCAAGGAUCCCCACAGCGCCCCGCUCCACCGCAAGAGCGCGCACAUGGCGUACCAGAACCGCGCCGCGAUCCAGAUGCGCCGCGCGCGCGCCUAUGCGCUCGGCACGACGUUUGUGUACGACCUCGUGGAUGCGCUGCGCCAAGCGCUGCGCAAGCUCUAUACCACGCCCAACGCGCCGAGCGACCCGGUGCGCGUCGCAGAAGAGCUCACGCUGGACGAGCACGAAAAGCUCAUCACGAUUAAGCGCCCGGCCGCCUCGAACAAGAUCGGCAUGGUUGGCUGGCGCGUCGUGAUCCAGACGCCCGAGUACCCCGAGGGCCGUCCGCUGAUGGUCGUUGCUAACGACGUCACGCACCACGCCGGCUCUUUUGGCCCGGCCGAGGACGCGUUCUUUGCCUCGGUCGCCAAGGAGGCGCGCAUGACCGGCACGCCGCUCCUGUACGUCUCCUCGAACUCGGGUGCGCGUAUCGGUCUCGCGACCGAGCCGAUGGACCUGUUCAAGGCCAAGUUCACGCAGGACGACCCCGAAAAGGGCUUCGAGUACCUGUAUCUGGACGAUGCCGCUCUCGAGCAGAUCCAGACCAAGAACCCCGGCGCGGUAAAGACGCGUGCGACGCAGGCCGCCGACGGCACGACGCACCAUGUGCUGACCGACAUUAUCGGCAGCACGCGCGACGGCCUCGGUGUCGAGUGUCUCUCUGGCUCGGGUCUGAUUGCCGGCGAGAUGAGCCGUGCGCGCCAUGCCAUCUUUACCACGACGAUCGUUACGGGCCGCAGUGUGGGUAUUGGCGCGUACCUCGCGCGUCUCGGUGGCCGUGUGAUCCAGGUCGAGACCUCGCCCAUGAUCCUGACUGGUUUCCAGGCGCUGAACAAGCUCCUAGGCCGCGAAGUCUACACGAGCAACCUGCAGCUCGGUGGGCCGCAGAUCAUGUACAGCAACGGUGUCUCGCACCUCAAGGUCCCGUCAGACCUCGACGCAAUGAUCGCGUACCUGCGCUGGCUCGCGUUUGUUCCGGCGCGUGUUGGCCUUGCUGCGCCGAUCGCGCCGCCGACCGACGAGCCCGAGCGCCCCGUGGCGUUUGUGCCGACCCCGACGCCGUACGACCCCCGCCACCUGAUCGCGGGUGUGGAGCGAGAGGACGGCACGUUUGUCUCUGGUCUCUUUGACCGCGGCUCCUUCCAGGAGACGCUCGCUGGCUGGGCGACGAGUGUCGUGGUGGGCCGUGCGCGCCUCGGCGGCAUUCCGUUUGGUGUGAUUGCGGUGGAGACGCGCACGCUCGAGCGUGUGAUGCCCGCGGACCCCGCGAACCCCAACUCGAACGAGCAGCGCGUCUUUGAGGCAGGCCAGGUCUGGUACCCCAACUCUGCGUACAAGACGGCGCAGGCGAUCGUCGACUUCCAGCGCGAAGGUCUGCCACUGAUCAUGCUUGCCAACUGGCGCGGAUUCAGUGGCGGUCAGCAAGACAUGUACGACGAGGUCCUCAAGCAGGGCAGCAAGAUCGUCGACGGUCUCUCGACCUACACGCAGCCUGUCUUUGUGCACAUCCCUCCUGCCGGCGAGCUGCGUGGUGGCUCGUGGGUCGUGAUCGACUCUGCGGUGAAUGCCAACGGCAUGAUUGAGAUGAGCGCGGACAGCGACUCGGCGCGCGGCGGUGUCCUCGAGGCUGCCGGUCUCGUCGAGAUCAAGUACCGUGCAGACAAGCAGCGUGCCACGAUGGAGCGCCUCGACGAGCAAUAUGCAACGCUCGCCGCUGCCGCCCGCGCUGCCCCUGCAGAGGAGCGCGGCACGGCGCUUGCCAAGCUCACCGAACGUGAGCGCCAACUCGCACCCUUCUUUAACGCAAUUGCCACCGAGUACGCAGACGCCCACGACCGCGCGGGACGCAUGCUGGCCACCGGCGUCCUCCGCUGUGCUAUUCCGUGGGCAAACACCCGCACCUACUUUUACUGGCGUGCGCGCCGCCGCCUCGCCGAGGUGCGCGCGCAGCGUGCGCUUCUUGCCGCCGACAGCGGCCUGUCGUUUGCCGAUGCACAGGCGACGUACACCGAGACCGACAACGACCAGGACGUCGUGCGUCAGCUCGAAGAGCACGCUUCUGCGCUCGACGCAGCUGUCGACGAGGCUAAGCUCGCCAGCCUCCAGGCGCAGAUUGCUGCAUUGGACGAGAACCUGCGUACGCGGCUGCUGGCAGGAAGCUCGUAG